This is a messenger RNA of Archocentrus centrarchus (flier cichlid), 5019 nucleotides long. It is a transcript of the gene arnt2, whose product is annotated as aryl-hydrocarbon receptor nuclear translocator 2. Lineage: Eukaryota; Metazoa; Chordata; Actinopteri; Cichliformes; Cichlidae. Gene Ontology annotation, biological process: regulation of DNA-templated transcription. The record is from RefSeq and is a predicted model, not a curated record. Gene Ontology annotation, molecular function: DNA-binding transcription factor activity; protein dimerization activity. Gene Ontology annotation, cellular component: nucleus; cytoplasm; transcription regulator complex.
UUAUUAAAUCUGGAUUUAGAGAUUUUUUUUGCCCAUUAAAGAUACGUGGUAUAUUUAUCUAUAAUUCUACACAGGCUUUGCUAGCCGGUUGAGUCCACAUUAUUUUCCCCCGUUUUAACGGAUGUGAGGUUAGAGGCUGGACCGGGCCUCUCGUGCUAAUCCCGCAGAGUAGAGACAGUCUCUCACAGGGGCUCUCGAGCCGUAUUGUGCGUCAUCCCCAUCGCCGCCGUUUUGUUAUUUUUCUCCGCUGAGGAAAUAUGGCAACCCCCGCUGCGGUCAACCCGUCUGAAAUGGGCAGUGAGUUGCCAGGAACAGUGUCAAUGCCAGGAGCUGUUGGGUCUGGACAGGUGAGGAGGGGAGGAGCCGUCCCAGGCCGUGGGGGCAAGAGGAGAUCAGGAGGAAUGGACUUUGAUGAUGAAGACGGAGAGGGGCCUAGCAAAUUUUCAAGAGAGAACCACAGUGAGAUUGAGCGACGCCGGCGCAACAAAAUGACCCAGUACAUCACUGAGCUGUCAGACAUGGUCCCCACUUGCAGCGCCCUGGCCAGAAAACCUGAUAAACUGACCAUCUUGCGUAUGGCUGUUUCCCAUAUGAAAUCCAUGAGGGGGACUGGCAACACAUCUACAGAUGGGGCCUAUAAACCCUCCUUUCUCACUGAACAGGAACUAAAGCAUCUGAUCCUGGAGGCAGCAGAUGGCUUCUUGUUUGUGGUUGCUGCAGAGACGGGUCGGGUCAUCUAUGUGUCAGACUCAGUGACACCAGUGCUGAACCAGCCCCAAUCUGAGUGGUUUGGCAGCACUCUGUAUGAGCAGGUUCACCCUGAUGAUGUGGACAAGUUGCGGGAACAGCUCAGCACUUCAGAAAACUCCAUGACAGGGCGGAUUCUGGACCUGAAGACAGGAACAGUGAAGAAGGAGGGACAGCAGUCCUCCAUGAGGAUGUGCAUGGGCUCUCGACGCUCCUUCAUCUGCCGAAUGAGAUGUGGCAGUGCUCCUCUAGACCACAUCUCCCUAAACCGCCUGGCUAACAUGAGAAAGAGAUACAGGAAUGGCCUCGGGCCUUCAAAAGAAGGAGAAGCUCAGUACUCUGUGGUGCAUUGCACUGGCUACAUCAAAGCCUGGCCCCCUGCAGGUAUGACAAUACCAGAAGAAGACACAGAGGCAGGUCAGACUGGAAAAUACUGCCUAGUGGCCAUCGGAAGACUGCAGGUAACCAGCUCUCCAGUCUCUAUGGAUAUGAACGGCCUGUCGGUCCCCACAGAGUUCCUGUCACGUCACAACUCUGACGGUGUCAUCACAUUUGUGGACCCACGCUGCAUCAGUGUCAUUGGUUAUCAGCCUCAGGACCUGCUGGGGAAAGAUAUUCUUGAGUUCUGCCAUCCUGAGGACCAGAGUCACCUUAGAGAAAGUUUUCAACAGGUGGUGAAAUUGAAGGGUCAGGUCCUGUCGGUGAUGUAUCGUUUCCGGAUGAAAAACAGGGAGUGGAUGCUUAUCCGAACCAGCAGUUUCACCUUUCAGAACCCAUACUCUGAUGAGAUAGAGUACAUCAUCUGCACCAACACCAAUGUGAAGCAGUUACAGCAGCAGCAGGCAGAGCUAGAGGUUCAGCAAAGAGAUGGACUGACUGCCUAUGAUCUCUCCCAGGUGCCUGUGGCCAGCGUCAGCAGUGGAGUUCAUGAGGCCGGGAAAAACAUUGACAAGACAGAAGCCCUGUUCUCCCAGGAGAGAGACCCACGCUUUGCUGAGAUGUACACCGGCAUCUCUGGCUCUGCAAUGCCAGCAGUGGAAAAGAGACUUGCCAGCAAAUCACCAAAAUCGGGAGAUAAGAAGAUGAUGGUUCCCUCCUCUACAGCUGGAGGACAGCAGCUCUACUCCCAGAGUUCUCCCUUUCAGCAGGGACAUUCGGGCAAAACUUUCAGUUCUUCUGUGAUCCAUGUCCCUGGUGUGAACGACAUACAGCCACCAGGUUCAACCAAUCAGAAUCUAGCUCAGAUCUCCAGACAGCUUAAUCCAGGCCAGGUAGCAUGGUCAGGCAACCGACCCCCAUUCUCUGGACAGUCCAGUAAAGCCCAGUCCAGUCCUUUUGGUAUUGGUUCUGGCCACAGCUACCAGACUGAUCCGGCCUCCUACAGCCCACUGUCCUCCCCAGCUACUUCCUCUCCCAGCGGCAAUGCCUACUCAGGACUGACAAACCGCAGCACAGCUUUUGAUGUGUCAGGGGAAAGCAGUCAAAGUGGAGCUCAGUUCCAGGGUCGUCCCAGUGAGGUCUGGUCCCAGUGGCAGAACCAGCAUCACUCACAGCAGACUGGGGAACAGCACACACACCCCAACCCCAGCCAGACAGAAGUCUUCCAGGACAUGUUGCCUAUGGCUGGAGAUCCUACCCAGGGAACAGCCAACUAUAACAUUGAGGACUUUGCUGACCUCGGCAUGUUCCCACCCUUCUCUGAAUAAUAGCCACCUCACUCCAUCAUGCUCCUGCUCAGAACUGGACCGAUGUAUGCAUUUAUCUCUCAAGUCCUAUCUCAUUUUUCUGUAUUGCUGGAUCAUCAACACAGCCAUGUGAGUCACAGUGAAUGUCUGGGUGGACAUCGUCAUUUGCACGCAUGCAAACACACAGUGCACUAUUGUUUUAGGCCCUGUGGCCUACAGGAUGUUUCAGUGGACAUACAUGUACCUCAUCUUUGCAAAGAGGUGCCUUUCUGUCAGAUUUAAAGAAUAUUAGUCAGCUUUUGUUGGCUCUCAUAAAAUCAUACAGUCUCUGACAUUUGGGUCUCUGAAACUGCUUUCUGAAAACCAGAGGUCAGUCAGCCUAUUAUAGGUAUGUCUGAAUGAAGUAAUUGUCAGUAAUAAUAGACAUUUUAUACUUCCUCUCUUACAGACUUUAUAUAAAAAAUUAUUUUAAAUUUUACCCAGAAAAGCAACAUCUGCGUGACAUUAUAUUUCACUUUUUGUGUACAAGCAUCUACACCGAUGAACAGAAUUUAUGUCUGUACUAAAUGCACAUUAGCAGCCCCAUCUGAACUGAAUCCAUGUUUGCUACUAUGUCCAUAUGGUAGACUCUGUAUAAAAGAUGGACUGUGAUGUCACCCAUUGGUUAGUGAAGUCCUAUGUUGAAUCUUUAAGCUGAGCAUUGUCACUCUUGCCAUCUUUGAUAUGUGACAAGCAAAACAUGAAUCUGACUCUGAAAUCGAAAUACUCUCCAUGCUCAUUGACUACUGACUUGUCAGUCACAAGCUGUUAGCCAGCGAGCAUUUUUCUUCCUUUCUGAUUUGUGAGGACCAUAAAUUACAAAAUAAACAUCAUGUUGUAUUUUAUAUAACUUGAAAUUAAUAACUGAGGCAAGAAACUCACAGGGAAAGUGUUUAUUAUGAAGUCACAGAUCAAGGGAAUUUUCCCAUAGACUUUUCAGUCAUACUUCUUUUUGUAACUAGAGGUGUCGCCCCCUGUUGGCUAUUAGAAUGAAUGAACAUUUCAGGCACUUCAGUAUUGCCUUUACUUUUGAGACCUGGUGACUGUGUUCAUCUUUUAUACAGUCUAUCAUGGUCAUGCAGUUUAUACACCAGUGUGGCAGUAAUUUUAACUGGGCUGUACAUUUGAUCUGCUAUUCUUAAUUCUGUUACAGCUCCCAUGUGUCAGGAAUUAAUGUGACAGAGAAAAUGUUUUGAGUGGUAAACAAAGGGCAGAAUCCUGUAUAAAAAAAAAAAAUGGAUGUAGCAACCGCGACAGCACCCAUUGGUUAGUGGAGUCGUGUUGUGAACCCUUAAGCUGAGCAUUUUUGGCAUCACCAGUUUGUUGUUUUUAAAACUGGUAUCCCAGGGCAAGAGAGCCAGAGGUCAUUUUCCCAUGGACUAUACAACUGGAUUUCUUUCUGAAACCAGUGCAGUCAAUAAAAAGAAUGCUGGUUUAAAGCAUUUGUGCUUUGGCUUCAUUUUCCAGACCCCAAAUCUAUGUCGGAUUUUUAUAUACAGUCUGUGAACAGAAGUCUGCUUUCUGUUCAGUCAUGUUGCUCACCUAUCAUAACUGAGAGGAAACAUAGCACACAGAGUUCUGCUUUUACAUGCUGGUAUCAAUCCACAUGUUCCUUGCCUGGCAGGACAGGAAAAACAUAACAAAUCAGUAACUGACCACUCAUCAUCUCGGGCAAAUUCCUAGAGUGACUGUACUGAGCAUCAGUCGAUAGCACUAUGAUGUGCAUUUAAAAGACUUAACCAACAGACCCACGGUAGGAUUAAUGUAAGGUUUGACAAUGUCCACCUCCAUCUGUCUGAAGCGGUCUCCUGCACAUCAUUACUGACUCUGCCAAACAACAGCAGGAGAUGAGAUGCACACCUCCACUUGAUGCUGCCAUCACUUUCUCCAUCAACCUUAUUGUAUAACCUAUAUGUUGUGAUGUCCUGAACUCUAGAGAAAAAAAACUUGAUGCGCCUAUAGAAGGAUUCUCUGUAUACAUGAAAUGAAAUUUUUUACAAAAAUCUCAUUGCAGAAAGUUGCUAAGGCUUGAAGUGCACUUCAUGAAGCUAACUACUAAUCACACCAGCCUGCUUUAAAAGGGAAAAACCGCCAUACCGUCCAAGAAAAGCGCAGUAUAUACUAGUGUAUUUGGUGUUCUUCAGCUCUCACUAAUUGAUUUUAUUACAUUAUAAUCUUUUCAACAAUUAAGAGACUGACUAAAACUUUAUAGUGGGGGAGCUUUUACAUGCUAGAUUGUAUAAUGUCUCUGACAGACAGAUGGGAGAACCUUCAGACAUCCUUUUGCUAAAGAUCUCAAAUUGAUGUUCUUUUGUAAAUAAUGUGAUUUUUAUGUCGACUCGUGUUACUUUCACACAGUACAUUUUUUUGUGUAGCUUUUAAUGAUAUCGUGUACAAUGUGAGUGCAUAUUUAACUAUUGACAUUUAGUUAGUUGGUUAAUUGUACAUUGAGUUCUAGAUCUGUAUAAAUUGUGUAAAUGUGACCCAUUAUUUUUGUGUAACAAAUUGUGCUUGUGACAAUAAAUUCUUAUUGGUUACGUGGCUUUCA